AUGGAUCUGCUGCUGGUGGUGAACACGAGCCUGGGCUCCCCCAACGAGUCCCUGGCGCUGCCCCCCUCCGCGCCGUCCGCCUCGGCCCUCCCGCAGCCGCCCUCCCCCUACUCCCCGGCGGCCGUGGCCAGCCUGGCGGCGGUGGUGGGCUUCCUCAUCGUCUUCACCAUCGUGGGCAACGUGCUGGUGGUGAUAGCUGUGCUCACCAGCCGGGCGCUGAGAGCCCCCCAGAACCUCUUCCUGGUGUCCCUGGCCAGCGCGGACAUCCUGGUGGCCACCCUGGUCAUGCCUUUCUCCUUGGCCAACGAGCUUAUGAAUUACUGGUACUUCGGCAAGGCUUGGUGUAACAUUUACCUGGCGCUGGAUGUGCUCUUCUGCACCUCCUCCAUCGUCCACCUGUGUGCCAUCAGCCUCGACAGGUACUGGUCGGUCACACAGGCAGUGGAGUACAACCUCAAGCGGACCCCCCGGCGGAUCAAGGCCAUCAUCCUCACCGUCUGGCUCAUUUCAGCUGUCAUCUCCUUCCCACCGUUGAUCUCCAUGUACCGGGACCCCGAGGGAGAUGUCUUUCCCCAGUGCAAGCUCAAUGACGAGACGUGGUACAUCCUGUCUUCUUGCAUUGGCUCUUUCUUUGCCCCUUGCCUCAUCAUGGUGUUGGUCUAUAUCCGCAUCUACCGCGUGGCCAAGCUAAGGACCAGGACCCUCUCUGAGAAGCGGACAAUGCCAGAGGGGUCCUCCCAGACUGAGAAUGGCUUGAGCCGCGCUGCCGGCGGCUGCACGUCCCUGAGGAUGCAGCUGGGAGAGAACGGACAUUAUUCAGUGCACCACUGGCGCAAAGCCUCUGAGCUGGAGGACAUUGAGCUGGAGGAGAGCAGCACCUCAGAGAGCAGGCGGAGGCGGAGCCGGGAGGAGCAUCCUCGAAAAAGCAGCAAGAGCCAGUCCUUCUCCUACUCAUAUUCCUCCAAGCACUCCAGUAGCCGUCUGUCCCGCUCCAGCAGUCGCUCCAUGCAGUUCUUCUCAUAUCGCCGUCGCCGGAAGCGUAGCAGCAUCUGCCGUAAGAAAGUCACCCAGGCCCGGGAGAAACGCUUCACUUUUGUGCUGGCCGUGGUCAUGGGGGUCUUUGUAGUUUGCUGGUUCCCUUUCUUCUUCAGCUACAGCCUCUAUGGUAUUUGCCGGGAGGCAUGUGAGGUCCCCGAGACGCUCUUCAAGUUCUUCUUCUGGAUUGGGUAUUGCAAUAGCUCCCUCAAUCCAGUCAUCUAUACCAUCUUCAACCAAGACUUCCGCAGGUCCUUUAAACACAUUCUUUUUAAGAAGAAGAAGAAGAACUUCCGGCACUGAGCUGGAGGCAUGGAUUUGCCUUGAGCAGGAGUAGAGUUAAAAGAGAAGGAGAAGGCUCCAUGCUGAAAAAGAAAGGAGGGAAGAGAACAUGGGGUUUGGGCUUAGAGAAAAGGAAGAGAGCUCGCCCCCUUGGUGGAGCAGAAUGAUGCUAUGGGGUACAGGGAUAGUGCCAGGGAGGCUGAGGGCAUUCACCGCGGUGUGGAAUGGUGACACGGUGCUGGAGGAGCGGUGCUGGAGCGUGGAUGGGUAAAUGGGGAAGGGAAUGAUUGUCUUUGAACCCUAACAGAGGGCAUGGGUAGCCCACAGAGGAAAAUAGGCUAAGACACUGAGUUUGGUAGGCAGUGGGCUUUUGUGGGCUUGGAAUUUUGUGGGGAAACAAGUAGAGACAUCUAGAGGAAGGGACUAAGUGGCAGUGGUGGUGGAGAUUUGAGUAUUUAUAAAUAGAGCAGCUGGGGCCUAUGGUGGGCUUGUCCCAGCAAGAAAUUGGCUUUUACUUCUUAGGUGAGGAAAGAAAGUGCAAAGUACCAGGCACUGACAGUGUUUUGAGUUACAAAAGGAUUUAAAUGUUUGCCAAAAAACCCUAAAGAACAACCCAAACUCUUUUCUAAAUAAACCUUUGUACUGUUAAAACCUUCUGAAUGGUGAUUUUACACAGGGCUUAAGUCAAACAGUAAGCAUGGGGUUUUCUGUUUCUUUGGAGGAGUCUUUGCAUAUAGAGCUGGAUGGGAAACAUUUUUUCCUAUCUUCCCAUAAUUUUUGAUUUGUCAGUGAGACAAACCUGGAAGUCUUGCAUGUUUUCAUGAAAUAUGAAAAAGAGCACAUGUGCCUCAUGACUUUAUUUUCCCCUGUUGGAUCAUCCAGCCCGUGAAUUCCUGCCCUGUCCCUCUCAGAUCAGUGUCCUAAGUACCUUGCUGUCCUGGAGCAGGGAGUGAAAAAAAAAAAAAAAAAAAAUCAUUUUGGUGAACUCAACAUUUUCUGAGUUACAAGAAAAAAACGAAAUUUCCAACCAGCUCAGCUUGCACGUGCCCUGGGGAACUUUCCCCCCGCCCACCCACCCCCUCCUCUUUUCAGGUCCCCCUCAAAAAAGCUUUUCUCAGGCUGGAUGUGUGCUGCUCUCAUUCUCAGACAUGCAGUUGGAGGCAGUCUGCUAUGCAGAUUUUCAGAGGAAGAGCAAUCACCACAGCACUAAGGUUUUUAAAUCCUUCGUAUUUACAAUCUUAGAGCAGCUAAGUCCUUUAUAUUUAUUUUUUUAAUGUGAAGCAUACAUUGCAGAUUGUCAGUGGGGUAUAUGAACAAAUCUCAAAAGAAGGAGCAGCUGCUGUUCCAAACCUUUAAUAUUAAUGUUGCUUUUUUUCCCUUUUCCUGUUUGCAUUUCUAGUUUAUGAUUUCAGAGGAUUUUGUUGGGAGGGGGAGGAAGAGGGGUGAAGAGUUUAAAUAGUUAUUAAAGCAAACUAUAUUUCUCGUGGCUUUAUAAAAUGUCAUAAACUGUAAUGAAGAGAAUGAGAGAUAGGGACUGGUGUCUGUACAUUCACCACUGAGUGCAUACUGAGCGUAAGACUCAGCUGAGCAUUUACAUCCCUUCUCCAGCUGUCCUGCUGCAAGGUCUGUAUUCUGUUUGCAGGAUAAAUACUACUCUAUUUUAUGUGUAUUGCUCCUUCCAUAGGCAGCAGGAUUUGGCAUCUGCCUCAAACCUUUCCAUAGUAAACAGCUCUUUGAAAAAUGGAACAAAAUCUAAUCUCGUACAGUUUGCUUCUUGAAACAGCUAAACUGAAUCUAUACCUGAGAAUCAUUGGCGAUCCCCUUCUUUACUCCCUCUGUUCUGACAGGUGUCUGUAGCCUCUCUUCUCUUGAAAUCGGUGGCAUAUGGAAAAAUGACAGAGCAGUCACUUUGUUUCAUCAGUUGUUCAUAGUAAGCAUUUGGUUCACUUAAUCCUGGAAAAGGAGGCUGUCGGUGGCUACAAUUCUGGUGUUAAUUCAAUAGACAAUUUAACUUUAGGGCCAACUCGUGGAAGUUCUGCUGAAGUAAGGGUCAGAUGAUUGCACCAAGUACAUUAGAAGUUUGCUUGAUUUCACUAAAGAAACAACUGAGACAUUUUCAAAAUCCCAAGCCCGUAACUUACUGGUUCCUUUCUUGAAAUAAGGCUUGGAGUUGUGAAAAGAUUUGAGCUUUGUUUAAAUAUCUGCACUUAAAGAAAGGAUGUUAAGACUUAUUUUCAGGAGCAUCCCUUUAUAACUAACAGAUGGUUUGGUACAAAUAUAUUCCUGAGACAAAUAAAUAAGAGGAAAACAUAGCAAUCGAUAGGAGGAAAUUACAAGCCAUUUUCUCUUUUGCAAAACGGACAAUUCUUUUUAAAGUUACAUCAAAAAGAGCUGAAACAAGCUCCUAUUAUUUGUAGGUAACGAUGUAGCUAAAAAGUUCAGGUUUGUGUAAUCUGAAUAAACUAUGUAAUUGCCAGAGCAACCAAAGCAUCAUAUGGUACAUAGCUACUACCUCUUAGCUACUGGAUGGCUUCAUUAGAGAUACCCACCCAUUCCUACCAAGAGGAAGGUCUGCUUUUUCACUUCAUGCUUGUUUAGAGUGGUUUCCCAGUCUGCAGAUACACAGCAGUUUCACUGUUGCACUGCUUUUGAAAUGAGAUUUGUUUGCCUGUAAACACAAUCCUUCCCCUUUGUUUUUCCUUGUAGAAUUCAAGGAGUCUAUGGAAAUGAAAUUUAGUCGAUACAUUUUAGUGGACAUGAAGCAUAAAUGGAAUGACUGAUGUGCCUUAAAAGUAAUUUCUUUGCUAGAAAAUUGUUCUGUGGUCAUUAUAAACGUAAAGAAAAUAAUGCUUCUAUUUUUGUUUUUCAUUUCCAAAUGUCUAAAACAGAUUGAUGCAGAUACUGAACAUCUAUGUGCAGCAGCAUACUUAAAACCAAGGCAUUUUCUGUGGUUUUAAUUUAUUUCUCAUCACAGUUACUCAUCUGAUUCAAUGCCUCAAGAGGGUCUUAUUUCUUUUGAGCUAGAUAAAAAGUAAUAUUCAUCAAUAAAGAUGUGCAGUAUACCCCCCCUUUUAAGUGCAUUUCCCUCUAAAUUAGUGAAUACAGAGGAUUUCUAUAAAAUUGUUUUUAAUGUAACUACUGAAUGUGCUUCAAGGAAGUAAAAUGAGGCUGAUUUAUUUUUUUAAUUACAUUGUUCUCUUGUAAUAGCUGAAGACUGGAAUUUGUUUGUAACAUGUUGUGUGGUGUUAACUUUUCAUAAAAAGUUAUCAGCUCUGCUGCUCACACUGUGGUUGUGCUUCCACUGUAAGAUGGCUAAUAGCAUAUAGAGGGGAAAAUAGGCAAUGCAGCUUUUGCUUAAAGAAAAGGAGAAAAGAUAUUUCAAGUUUUGAACGUGUCCAGUUGGGUCUUUGAUCACAUCUGAUGAGCUCGUUGAAACACUCACUCUUUUCUAUUGUGGAAGAAUGAAAUGUUGCUGUGAAGCCAUAUUGAUUGUAACAAGCGCCUGAUCUUUAACCCUUCAUUUGCUAAUUUCACCGUGGAGAAAAUUUUCUCUCAGUCUGAAGUGAGAAGUUAAUGUUUUAUUUUCAAAACCAGUUUUCUGAACAGUACCACUAUUGGUUGGUUAUUGAAAUAUCAAACAAUAUGACUUAGCUAGCAUGCAAACUCAGUGCUGCUGUCCUUCAGCCUUUUUCUUCAUGAGCGAGAACUGUGAAAUUAGCCCCUUCAAGGCUUGAGGCAGAUGGAAGGGGCCUUAUAUAGAGAAGAUUUGACAUGAUCACAGCUUUAAAUCUUUGUCUAAAUUAAGAAUCAGACCCUUGUUCUGUGUGGUCUCUGUUCAGAAGAGUCAUGUUGCUCCAAGAGCACUGGCAAUUUCUGAGAAGUAGACCCGAGAUGAAAGACUACAUGCAAGCAGCUUUGCCCACAUUGAGCUGUAUCACCCUUUUUGAGUAAUCCCAGAAAACUUCGCCAGAGUUUACUUGUGAAUGGGGGAACUACUCAGUGCAAGAACUUGUCCGGUGUGGGCAAGGACAAUGCCUCUUUAUCAGUAGAUGUGCCUGAGGAAUUUAAGCAAACAUUUGUGCAUAAAUGUACAAGAACUGAAAGAAAGUAGUCCUGUCUGCUUAACUGACUACUGUUCAAACCCAUGGAAGGUGUGGGUCAAGGGGGUUUUGACUACAUAACCAGAGCAACAAACCCUGCUGUAUAUUUUCAAUAUAAGCUGUGUGAAGAGCAUUGUCUGAUUGCAUCUGUUUUGCAGAGAAGAAAAUUGUUGGUCUCUUUCCUGCUGUGUGGAAGCUGGUAUUGGUUAGAACAGCAUCUGAGAUGUGUAGAGGUUUUGUAGGAAAUGUCUGUAAUGAUGCGUUGCAGGAGAAUGUUCUAACCUUAAGAUAUGACUACAGUCAACAAGGACAGAAUACCUACAAGCUGUGCAAAAUGAAGGCCAGAUGCUAUCUGUGAGUGUGUUUUCAUGGUUGCUUUUGUGACCUUGCUGGUGUGCAGAAGGCAACUAGAUGCUUCAGAGAAAAAGCUCUAAUUUGGAGGGAUGAAAGUGCAUGAGGAAGAGACUACCCACAACACUGGAAGAAUUAAUAUUUACUUACCUUCUUUGCACUGUAGACAAGUUCAGCAGAGGAGUUUGCCUUUUUCACUGCACAAUAACAAAUGUUCAUUUGCCUUCCAGAUAUGUGGGUCAACUAGGCCAUACAAAAGACACAGGCAAAGGUAGGGAUAGGGGAUUGCUCACUUCAGUGUUCAACACCAAGCUUAAGUUUGUCCUUUGUCCUUGAAAUUAAGCCAAAAAUAGUUUGGCACUUGGACCCAAAAGGCCACGUAGCAUCAAUAAUGCCACAAUGAAUAUAGUUUAGUUGUAUUAUACACCCUGCGCAUCUCCAUUUCAGGACAGAAGUGGGAGAGUCUGACACUUAAGGCAUGUGAAAAAGGAGAAAUCAGCAGUUUGAAGGAUCAUGGGUGUAUUGUGAAAUUUCCCUAGAUCCCAGUCUGAUAACUGAGCUUGCUUUGAUUUUAUGGCUUCCCAAUUACUUUGGACUCCUACAAAAGACUUAGGGAGGUAUGUAAUGUGGAAACAGUGGAAAUACUGCUUCUCGAGACAGCAAAAAGUGGCAAAUUGCUCAGAGUCAGUGUUCAGAUGGUUAUACCAAAUGCCCAGUCCUCCACUGGGUGGAUAACUCUGCUACUGGUUUUAGUGGGAAAGGCUGAGGUAUCAACUCACAGUGACUAUCAUGCUUGGUCUGAAUUUAGGUGAUGCCUACAGCUGGUGUAUUGCCUUUGUUUGAAACGGCAGCCCUUAGAGUAUAACAGAAGACAAGUAGUUUCUCUCUCUUCUGGUACAUGUCCUUUACUACACUAUCCCAAACUUUUUGUAGUUCUACUGCAAAACAGUUGGUAAGGUAGAGAAACAUUGCCAGUGUCUCACAGAUUAAAAAAAAAAAGAGAGAGAGAGCGGCAUGGAAAAUACUAGGAAUCGAAAGCUGGUGUCUUAGUCCUAGCCUAACAUCUUACUGCGAUACCAGUCUUCCUCCCACUCCCCCUUUUUUUCUUUUGGAAAACAGAAAUUCAUGCAAAAAUGAAUAAGCUUGUUUUUAAUAGACUACACUGAUUACACUAGAAAAAAGAGCUUUUCUGUCAAUAAAUGGCAUUCUGCUGUAAAGGAAUUUUCUUUGCUAUUCUUCUCUGAAAAAUCUAAUGAAAAGUAAAACAGCACUUAAUUCAAUUUGUCUAUAUGUAAAUUCUUAACAAAAAUGCUUUGUUAAAGGUCCUCAGUGUAAACUACAUAAAUCAAAUAUAGCUGCCUGCUUCAUCAAAAUCAAUUAGUUGUGUUUCAGCAUUUUUGUGAACAGCAGUCAUUUGUUUUGCAUGAUACUCUUUCCUGAUAGCUCUCUCCUGACAGAGAAAGCUGUACACCCUGUU
Falco peregrinus (peregrine falcon) is the source of this 7245-nucleotide messenger RNA. RefSeq names its product adrenoceptor alpha 2C (gene ADRA2C). The transcript has a single exon. Lineage: Eukaryota; Metazoa; Chordata; Aves; Falconiformes; Falconidae. Gene Ontology annotation, cellular component: membrane. The record is from RefSeq and is a predicted model, not a curated record. Gene Ontology annotation, molecular function: alpha2-adrenergic receptor activity. Gene Ontology annotation, biological process: regulation of vasoconstriction; regulation of smooth muscle contraction; platelet activation. Bases 1 to 1338 code for a protein of 445 amino acids.